This is a messenger RNA of Mesocricetus auratus (golden hamster), 2315 nucleotides long. RefSeq names its product probable low-specificity L-threonine aldolase 2. The coding region runs from base 953 to 2023 and encodes 356 amino acids. Gene Ontology annotation, biological process: L-threonine catabolic process; glycine biosynthetic process. Lineage: Eukaryota; Metazoa; Chordata; Mammalia; Rodentia; Cricetidae. The record is from RefSeq and is a predicted model, not a curated record. The transcript is spliced from 7 exons. Gene Ontology annotation, cellular component: cytosol. Gene Ontology annotation, molecular function: L-allo-threonine aldolase activity.
GGGGUGGGGCGGGGCGCUGUCCGUGGUGCUGACGGGAGGACAGCGUGGACGCAGAGUAGCGCCUCGCAUGGCGUCUCAGGACGCAGCUGCAAGCCAGGGGGUGCACCCUGCGCCCCUGCUCGUUCUCCAGGAGAUCCUUGGUAAUGCAGACUCUCGAGCUCCACGUUGGACCUGGGGAGCCAGAAUCUGCAUUUUAACAGGACCUCCGGGUUGAAUUCUGUCCACUGUCCAGCCAGCUGCCCAGAUGGGCGUUGUCCAGACUUGCAAAGAAUGGCUCUGAGGAGCCCGAGGACCCGUAUCAGGAACAGGGAAGAACCAGGGUUGGAGAUGUCUUGUAACUACUCUCCUUCAUUCACAGACUGACUUCGCAAAGACAGGACCAACCGAGGAAAAGGUUUCUGGGCUUGUCACGCCUUCCCAGGGGCAAAAAUUCGUAACCUAAGCAGUGCUUUAAGGAGACAGCAAACCAAAGCCCAGCCGGGGUCGACAGUCACUCUUAAAGUGGGCCUCUAGUGUCGCUGGGGUGUUGCAGCUUCUGGGGGUCAGAGAUAAACCACAGAUCACCACUUUGAUCCCCCGCCCCCCCCCCCCCAGACCCGUUUGUGGGCCCAGGGGUUGUUGAGGCUGUUACCAGGAACUUCAGAGAGGCUGAGCUACUCCCGUCAGCCCACACCUGGGGUGUAAACAGGUCCCCACAUCAAGGCUGGGGAGGCGCUUGCCUUCAGGAGUCUGGGGCUGGGAGGGGGGAAAGAGUAGAGCUUGCUAAAGGCGGAGUUGCAGCAUUCGGGGUGCAGGGAGGCACCUGUGCCUUCCGGGGACAGGAUCCAGAUCACGGAGGGAAGCCACCACGGGCUUUGGACAGCCCUUUCGGUCACCCACCAGCUGCACCGUUGAUGCCAGGCCCCCCGCCCCGCCUCCCCCCUGCCCCCCCCCCCCCGACUCCUCCCUGGCGAUGUGGAGAGGAAGUCUGCAGGGAAACCACAGGGCCUCACCUGCCAGGGCUGCCGGGAAAGGAAGACACACAGAACUGCAGGAGAAGGCUGCAGAGCUGCUCGGGGUGCAGCGGACCCUGCUUGUGCCCACCAACACCAUGGCCAACCUCAUCUCUGUGAUGGGUCACUGCCGGCGCCGGGGUUCCCAGGUCCUCCUUGGGCAGGAAUGCCACCUCCACGUCUAUGAGCAGGGCGGGGUGGCUCAGAUCGCCGGGGUGCACUCCCAGCCCCUCCCAGACAUGCCCCAUGGCACCUUGGACCUGGAUGAGCUGGAGCGAGCACUCACUCGGGGCUUCGGGAGCUCCUACCAUCCAGUGUGCGAGCUCGUGUGCCUGGAGAAUACACACAGCAGCGCGGGGGGCCGGGUCCUCCCCAUCGACUACCUCCGCCAGGUGCGCCUCCUGGCCCACACCCAUGGAGCCCGGGUCCACCUGGAUGGCGCCCGGCUGAUGAAUGCAGCUGUGGCCCUGCGCGUGCCCCCUGCCCGUCUCGUGGAGCACUGCGACUCUGUGUCCUUCUGUCUCUCUAAGGGCCUCGGCGCGCCGGUGGGAGCUCUGGUUGGGGGAUCCAGGGACUUCAUCGAGGAAGCCUGGCGCCUCCGCAAAGCCCUGGGUGGAGGCAUGCGCCAGGCCGGAGUGCUGGCGGCGGCUGCCCUGGUGGGACUGGCCGAGGCAGAGGAGGUGUUGCCAAAGGACCACGAGAACGCCCAGAGGACUCCAGGACCUGGCAUCACCCGUUUGCUCUGUGGACCCUGCCACCGUGGAGACCAACAUAGUGCUGGUGCGGGUGUCUGGGCUGCCUCCCGCAGAGCUGUGCCGGCGCCUGCAGGCUGUGAGCGCCGACGAGGUGGCUCAGACUGGCUGUGCCGUGAGCGUGUUGCUGUUUCCCUGGACGGCGCACUCCGUGCGGGUUGUGUGGCACCGAGACGUAUCCGCUCAGGACACAGAACUGGCCCUGAGGAAGUGGGAGUUUGUGCUGAGGCAGUUGCAGCCCUGAGGCGCCGGGACCCGGGGGUCCGGCGCCCUGGCUAGGAUUGAAGCGGGGAAUAAGGGUGCCCCAAGCCAUUAGCCCAGUGAAGGCCGGUCCUUGUGGGGGAUAAGGACGCCACUCAGCCUCUGCUCCGGUGACGGCCUCAUUCAGUCAGGGGUAACCCGGCACGGGCCAGGAUAAAAGGUGGCUGAAUGUCAAGAGAAGGAAACAGGCCGGGCGGUGGUGGUGCACGCUUUUAAUCCCAGCACUCGGGAGGCAGAGGCAGGCGGAUCUCUGUGAGUUCGAGGCUGAGCUGGACCGAUAGCCUCCAAAACAAUACAGAGGAACCCUGUC